CUCCCACCUCUUCGCCUUCCUGUGUCGUUGUUUUUGCUCGUUCACGUCGUUUUUCUUUUCAGGAAAAAAGGUGUGUGUAAAAUCCAAACAUAGAAUUUCCCAGUCGCUUUUUAAGUGCGGAAAAGCUGAACACAGGUACACACACGCGCGCACACAUACGCACCAGGAGCGCCAGACACAAACGAGCGAGCCCUUGGCCCGACGAAACGAAACGUUUAAAAAAAAAGCAAAAAAAAGCCCCGAAACCCGCGGUUUGGCCAAAGCAGGAGCAAUAAGUUCACGAUUUUAUAAGUAAACGACGUCCGAGGCAGGAAAAGCACAAACGCGCGUAUACGAGAAGUAAAGAAAAGGUACAUCCAUUGUACAGUGUUUUGUUUCAUGUGUGGUGUAAGGAGAUAAGUAAUGUGGUGUCUUUCAUGCGUCUCUUCUCCAACUAAUUCAGAACCAAUGGCUGCUAUCAGGAAAAAGCUGGUGAUCGUCGGCGAUGGUGCCUGCGGUAAAACCUGUCUGCUGAUUGUCUUCAGCAAGGAUCAGUUCCCGGAGGUAUAUGUGCCGACCGUGUUCGAAAACUACGUAGCCGACAUCGAAGUCGACGGCAAGCAGGUCGAGCUGGCGCUAUGGGACACGGCUGGACAGGAAGAUUACGACAGACUGAGGCCGCUGAGCUAUCCAGAUACCGACGUUAUUCUCAUGUGUUUCUCUGUUGAUUCGCCCGACUCGUUGGAGAACAUCCCCGAAAAAUGGACACCUGAGGUCAAGCAUUUCUGCCCUAAUGUACCCAUCAUCUUAGUUGGUAACAAGAAAGAUCUCAGAAAUGACUCUCACACUAUUAAGGAAUUGGCCAAAAUGAAGCAGGAGCCAGUCAAGCCACAGGAAGGACGUGCGAUGGCCGAGAAAAUAAAUGCAUUCGCUUAUUUAGAGUGUUCGGCCAAGUCUAAGGAAGGCGUCCGCGAGGUGUUCGAAACUGCUACGAGAGCAGCGUUACAGGUCAAAAAGAAGAAGAAGAGUAAAUGUGUUCUGCUCUAAAAGAGCAAAGCCAGCAUUGUGCUCCUAUUGCGAUGUGUUGCGCGCAUAAACACUGAGCUGAUGGUGAGAAACGGAGGAAACGAGUGGCGAAACACGAUAGGGAGAACUUGAACAACGGGAAGAAAUAGUGCGUGGAAAGUAGGGAAGAAACGUGUGUAAAGAGAUGGCGGUAGAUAGAUGGCCAAGCGUUAUCAAACUAAUAACGUUCGUACGCCAGAGAAAGUGAAGACGUAAUUCGUAGAUAAACGCCACAUGCAUUAACAACAACAGCAGAAGCCUCAGAUCGAAGCAAAGAAUCCUUUUUUAGAACGAAAAAGAAACAUCUUUCGAACACCUUUCACGGAAUAGACCAAAAACAAACAGAAACAAACCCACACAAACAUAAAAAGAUGCAGAAGCGAUUUAAAAUGAUACAGGAUUACGCUGAUCCACGGAGAGCCAAGACGAGCCUUACAGUUUUAAGGGCAGCAAGAAGAAAAGUGAAUCACAAAAGAAAAAUUAGAUCUACAUGUGGUAAGCCUCAGCCUUUGGUGGUGUCAAGAUCAAGUAAUACUAGAAUUACUGCGUCCUAGAGAAGGUAGCGUAGUCUGCGAACGCCUUUUUUAAAUGUGUACCUAGCGUAACGCAUGCGAGAUCACUGAAGACGACUGCUUCAACGGUAUCAGAAGAGAGGUGUCGUUUUCUAACGCCACGCAAGGAAACAAGCACACGCGAAUGGAAUGUGCACACUCUAACCUGCAACACUGCUCUGUUCAAAUCAUUUUAUAGUUCCAGAACAACACAAACAAGAGCUUUGAAUUUAUGAUGGAUAAAAUCAAGUUGUCCAGCAAUCACUGCGCACACGUAUCAAACGCGUGUACAGUACGGGGUUUUUCGAUAGGGUAACCGCAACAGUACCACAUUUGCCGUGCAUAGCCCAGGGAGAAAAUUUCGAAAGUUUCCCGACGUUCAUGUUUCUCAUAUUUGGAACCCCCCAUUUUUCCUGUUUUUAUCUACACAACAUAAUACACACCUACAUACAUACAUGCAUGCAUAAGAUGGCAUCUAUUAGAUGUGUUUUUUUAUUAUUAACUAUUUGGUAAGCGGUAAUGUAAACAUCAUGGUGUGUGCAGAAAAAUGCAGCAUGAAAAAAAACACUAAAUAGUCUAAAAGAGGACAAUGUUAGGAAAGGGCAUAAUGAUAGAUAACCAAGCGCUCAUCACACUCGAAGAUAGCAGUUGAUAAAAGAGGAAGAACAAAUAGACAAACACAGACACACUAUUCAGUCACACACAUACACAAUGUAGGAGAACGGUGAUGUAGAAUAACACACUAUUCUUUUAGCCAGGAGCGCAUGAAUCGUUCGUUCGCACUAGCAUAUUUACAAGUGUAUCCGAGCAGAGAAAAAGCAGUAACAUACAUAAACGCCCAUCCAUGCAAUACGAGAUUAUAAUCGAAUGAUAGAAGCGCGCGUUUGUAAUACGAUGACCCCGGCAAACGGGCAACAUAAUUUGGAUGAUCAGGUGUAAGGAAACAUUUAAUUGCAACAUCUUUGUGUUGCUCUAACCUUUGAUGUUUGCUACUCGAUUGUAUAAGACAAGCGGUGGUCAAAAUCGGGCCAUACUGCUACACGUCUAGCCCUAUCAAUACUUCCCGAGAAGCUCGCAAGCAGACACCAGGUGUACUCGGAUUUUUAAAUUAAACCAUCGGUAUCAGAUAGAGCAGUGGCGCAUCCAGAACACACAUUAUUAUUUGGCAAUGAAAGUGGAACAAAACCUUGGGGAAACAAUUGGCGAAUGGUCGUUGGGAUCGUCUAAAUGCGCUAUAGCAACAAAAAUGCAAACGCGAAAAAGAACGAGGAAGUUGAAACGGAUUUAGGAUAGUAAUAGGGUAACACAGAUUAGUGCGAGGAAGAGUCAGAAUUUUAAAAAAGAAUGCAGAAGAAUAAAUUCUAACCAAUGAUAAAUGGAAACAACAAAACACAACACACAAAAUCAAAAUCAAUCCGAUUGUCUUCGUGGUGGUGGUCAUGGUGGUGGUUUUUGCGCGGGUUAAUGGAAGAGUGGAAGAAACGAAGCGAAAUUGUUAUUUGCGUGUUCUUCUACAUUGCUACUGGUUUAAUGAAAUUGAGGAAAUGACCAUACAGGUGUAUUUCUAUGUUUCAAAGGGCUCAUGAAGUUCAGGUCGUUAUUUAUUCUAUUCAAUGGAUGUGGUGUUGUUUGCCCGUUCGAGGUGUCCCGAGUUCCAGAGGUCCCAUUGCGUUGGAGUUUUAACUGGCAAGAAAAUGGUGAAGAGAAGUAAAUCAUCUUGUAAUUCAACGAAAGAAGCGUAUGGUAUUUGGACCAAGGCAAUCAGCAGGAUGCCUCGGAAUGGAGACAUGCACGUACAUUGCGAAAGGAUGAAAAAGAUGAACUCGGUGGAUAAGUAAAUAUGUUUGUGAGCGAACGAUUCGCCGUUCGUACCAAAUCAGACUCUCCUCUUUUACAGUGCUGCUGCUACACCGUUUUGGUUGGUAGCAUCUGUUACGAUGUGUAUGUAUGUAGUGUAUCUUCCUAGUAUGUUUAGAUUUUUUGGACAGUUUGUGAAGUUUAUGUACUCCCGUACCCGUAUGUAUUGGGAUUUUAGCGCGUACGAGUGUGGUCCCUAUUUCUGGGCAGCACAAUACACUGCUAGAAAGUAAGGUAGUGUUUGGAAAAAGGGGAUGUUGAAGUUCAGUAUACUCUUGUGUCACUAUGCCCAACUCGUGCAGUGUUCUGUUUCGGGCCGAGCCGUACUGAUGUGAUCAAUGUGUAUCUUAUUGCGCGUGAUGCCACAUAGCUAAAGAGAAAGAAAAAAAGGAAAGAAGAGAGAGAAAGUGGGAUGUAAUUAAGAAAGGGAAACUGUUCCCAGGAAUAUUUGUGUAGAGAAUUAGCUACGCUACUACACUGACAAAAAUCGGGUAUUUUAGCAUAUACAUUUAAGUAGUAAUUUUGGUAUUCUCGGUGCAUUGUGUAAAAAUGUCAUCUUUGUAAUGCAACAAGUCCUCGCUGUUGUUAUAGGUGUGUUGUGUCCAUCUCGUAACAAAGUGUUUCGUAUAAAGUUUUAAUUUGUUUCCCAAUAAUUGUAAGCGUAUUGCACUGGAAGAUGAAUCCCAUCUUCCCAUCUUAUGACUGCAGUAAUCCUUUGUGGUUUAGUUCUGGAUCAGAUUCAAUCCUAUAUGUAAUGCGCACAAUCAUUGUGUAACUAACCGAGAUCACAGAAAACAAUAGAAAAUACGUGGCCAUUCUCUCCUUUGCAGUAUGGGUAUAGUAGAAAAACGAGCUCUAAUUCAAAACCAAUUGAACCAUUUAUAAAACCACUCACCAAAAACUUCCCCACCAAACAGUUUACAAUUCCGGCUACACAGAACAAAGAUGGAGAGUGCUAUUCUCUUUUACACGCACUGGAAGAAUAUAGCGUCCGAUAAUGUGGUCGGUCGGUCAUUAUCUGUGUAUGGCCGGAGACGUUACCAUUUUGAAUGAUUUUAUUUUAAAGGUAUCACUACCGAGACAUUGAAGCCGGAGUUCUUUAUUGCAAUCCCGUUGUGUGGGAACGACAGGAUGGAAGCAUCGUAGGAAAUCAUUUGGACUGAAACACUCUUCUGUAAAAGAAGGAAAUACACACACGCACACGCAGACAGUGAGCGAUUGUAGCCACUAUACAUAUUAUUGAAAUAUAGUAAUUUCUAUUUCUACUACUAAUCCUACUAAGACUACAACUACUUCUUAUUCGAUCUAAGGGACAUGAAAACAACUCUGCUGGUGAUGGUUAGAGAGGCGAUGAUAUACAGAAAAAAAACUCGAUAACGCUUUUUAGAUACAGAGAUAGGCCUUUUACAGAAGCUAUUGAAAUUUACUGAACACCCUCGUAUGAUGUACUUUUGCCGCGGAGCAUACGCGAAUGAAUGUUCCUUUUUCGUUGCGCCCGUGCCAGAGACAUCCAGUGUAUGUGCUUAUUCUAUUGAUUGUUACGGAACGACACCGUUGUGCAGAUAGUUAGGAGUCAAAAUGACGGCAUCUAUGUAAUGCUACUUCUCGCUAUGCCCGGUUGAAUGUUGGCACAUUUGUGCAGCAAACAAAUGGGAAAGCAAAUUUUUAAUAUGGGUUGGUUUGGAGGGAAGAGUUGUGUCCAUUGUAUUGUUUCGUAUUUUAGUAUUUCGUUCAUUAUUUUUGGCACACUUGACGAUGAUUUGUUAGGCAAAUGCGUUGACAAAACGCGUUUAUUUUGAGAAGGAAAUCUUCCUCUAGCAUGAGAGGAUCAUCUUUACUGUGUGAACAUUUCCGUUUUGUUUUUUUUGUUGUUGUAUGCAGCGCGUUUGUGCGCUUUCAAAGGGUAUUGAGAAGGAUAUUUUUGUACCGAGUGGGAAAGGUUCUUCGUUACCCUUUCGUAUCAUUGAUCGCUGUAUAAUGAAAAUUAAUCGCAUUAAACCAUUAUUCCUUCUACGUCCCUCAACCAUUUUGCAUGGUGAUAACUCUUAAGGAACAUCAUAACUAAACCAACAUAGAUGUAUGCUUUCGAGAACACAAAUUUUCACAAUUAAGUGUCAAUAGAGAAAGCCGCAAGAGACGCGAUUGAAAAAAUCCCAACAAAUUUACCGUUUUUGCUGUAUAGUGCUAACAUAAUAAACUAAACUCAACAAGAAAAUGAAAAAAAAUCCGAAGGGGUAAAUCAAAGAUUGGCGUUACGCUUGUGAUGGUACAUAUAUAAAUAUAGAAACACAUUUACAAACGAAAGCGUUGAACAAACGAAACACGAAACAUUGCCACAUUUGACACAAACGCAGUGAGCAAACUCCGCAGAUACUUUUAGAAUUAAUCAAAGCUCGUAUCAAUUAUACAAUUCAAGCCAAAAUGGGCAGAUGAUAAGCUACAUUUUCAUACAGACUCGCACCAGUAACAUGGAUCAUCGGGUACAGAUCAUUUUUGGGAACUGACGCAGUGAUCAAAUACAGCAGAAUCGUACACACACCUUCUCACUCUCAUGCGAAAGGCGCGACAUCGUACAUCUCUUAGAAAUAUUAUAGAUAAAAAUUAACUAAUUAUUAAACAGAAUAAACAAACAAACAACCAAACAAACGGCGAAACAAAGAUAAAACCACAAUGAAACACAACACGGGAAAAAAACACGAGAGCAUGAUGGUGCUGGAAGAGGAAUUAUGUUUGUUUUAAAAUGGAAUCGACAUUCGUAACUGAAUUAAAACAGAAAAUAAGUAUCAUACCAGCGCAUAUACAUGUUGCCGAAUAAGAGACUUAGAAAUGAGUACGAUAAACGAUGGACAAUUGAUAAUAGAUAGGCAGAGAGAGGGAGAGAGAUAAGAGAAGCAGGAUUAUGAAUGAGAAGGCAAAUAAACAUAAUUGUUUCGCGGACGAACACGAGUGUGCAAACGCACGCAUUCCGUAAACCUUUGCUACAGACGAAGAGCAGGGCAGGAAAGUGUUUGCAUCUCCUCGUCGUUUUUUGGUUUGAUUUUGAUAAGCUUAGUAAACUACUAUUGCUGCUCUUAUUUUUACUGCGAAACGGGAAAAGGGAAACUAUUCUUGGUAAUUGUGCAGAACGACAGGAACUGAAACACUGUAAAGAAUAUUGGAAAAGGAAGAAAAAGCGCAAACAAACAAACAAAAAACAACAAUCCCUCGGAAAAUGUUUUUAAAACUUUAUUGAUUAUGUAAACGAUCGCAGAAUGCAAAACGAUAAUGGAAUGUAAAGGGAAAUAAACCUAUGUUUUCAAAAAAAAA
Molecule: messenger RNA, 6758 nt
Organism: Anopheles funestus (African malaria mosquito)
Lineage: Eukaryota; Metazoa; Arthropoda; Insecta; Diptera; Culicidae
Gene: Rho1
Product: ras-like GTP-binding protein Rho1
Exons: 7
Coding region: 403-1026 (207 amino acids)
Biological process (GO): cell migration; small GTPase-mediated signal transduction
Molecular function (GO): GTP binding; GTPase activity
Source: RefSeq, a predicted model, not a curated record